Molecule: messenger RNA, 3720 nt
Organism: Ustilaginoidea virens
Lineage: Eukaryota; Fungi; Ascomycota; Sordariomycetes; Hypocreales; Clavicipitaceae
Exons: 3
Coding region: 1-3720 (1239 amino acids)
Biological process (GO): post-chaperonin tubulin folding pathway; microtubule cytoskeleton organization; tubulin complex assembly
Molecular function (GO): beta-tubulin binding; GTPase activator activity
Source: RefSeq, a predicted model, not a curated record
AUGGAUGCCCCGGAGGCAGACCUUGACAUCAAGCUGCAAAAGAUAUCGGGCGACUUGAUUGCAGAUCUUGACCGCUCUCUCGUUGCAUGCUUUCGCAAGCCCGGCGGCAAUGGAGGCGCUCAUGGGCGGUCCUUUGUGAAGGCCAGGGAGACUUUUGAUUCAACCACCGCCGUGCUGGACUUGUUCCAGGAGCUUCCACAGCUCCUGGAUCCCCAGCUCCCCAAAUGGAUCCCUUAUCUGGCACAUCUCUACCUGGAAUAUUCCCAGACGAGGCGCAGAGCGAAAAAGUCCAAGUCCAGCAACUCGUCCGGUCUCCUUGUUCCUGCCGACUACGCCAUCUGCAAGAUCCUCUAUGCUUUCUGCAAGGUCCGAGGAGAAAAGGUCAUAGUCCGCUUUCUGAAUGCGGAAGCCAGGUACCUCGAGUUGCUGCUGUCUGCCAUGGAGGAAGCUGAAGGAAAGUCCAAGCAAGACGCACCCUCGGCAUGGGAGUGGGAGCAGCGCUACGUGGUGCUUCUGUGGCUCUCGCAUCUCUUGCUGGCGCCCUUCGACCUUUCCACCAUUUCCACCUUGGAGACGGAAGAGUCUGAUGCUGCGGUCAUAAAGGGGUUCGAAUGGCCCAGCAACCUCCCGAGCAUCACCAAGAGGAUUGUGCCACUGGCUCUCAAGUAUCUGUCGUCACCAGGCAAAGAGAGGGAUGCAGCCAAGGCAUUGUUGGUUCGCGUCGCCAUGCGGAGAGACAUGCAGCAGUCUGGGGUGUUGGAUGCCCUGGUCCGGUGGUCCCUCGGGUCGCUCAGACACGGCAAAGACGAGCCGCCGCUUCAGGCCGUAUAUUUUUACCUGGGGGUAUUGUCCUUCCUGGCCGGGGUUUUGGGAUCCGCCGCAGAGACGUCGGAUAUGAACCAGUAUCACGCACCCAUCUUCUACUGCAUACACGACCUCACGCUCGGCAACAACGACCUAUCGAGAUCCAUCAUUAAGCUCGCCAUUGUGAGAAAGGUGAUUCUCAAGAUUAUCCGUUGCGUUGCCGUGUCUUUGCUGCGGCAAUCUCAGCAGAGCAUGGCAAACACGGACAUGGUCGAGACGGCCGUCGGCUACCUCCUCGAUAGCGUGUCGGACAAUGAUACACCCGUGCGGCUGUCGGCCAGCAAGGCUCUGAGCGUCAUCACACUGAAGCUGGACCCCGGCAUGGCUGCCCAAGUCGUGGAAGCCGUGUUGGAGUCGUUGAACAAGAACGUCCUGUGGACCCGGCCAUCCGACAGUGGCAAAGAAACAAGACCCGUCCGAAAUCUGUCGUCCGUUAACAAUCUAGAAUGGCACGGCUUGAUUCUCACCCUCGCCCAUUUGCUGUACCGACGAUCGCCUCCUGCCAAGCAGCUCUCCGACAUAAUCCAUGCCCUACUGCUGGGCUUGUCCUUUGAGCAGCGGAGCAUGUCAGGAGCCAGCGUCGGGUCCAACAUUCGCGAUGCUGCCUGUUUCGGCAUCUGGGCCCUUGCCCGACGAUAUACUACGCAAGAGCUCCUCGACGUCUCGACGACGUCUGUAUUCGCCGCGACAACGCACCCUGCGUCUAGCACAAUUCUGCAAGUCCUGGGUACCGAGUUGGUUGUUACAGCAUCUCUAGACCCUUCGGGAAACAUCAGACGCGGUGCCUCUGCCGCGUUGCAGGAACUCAUCGGUCGCCACCCCGACGCGGUGGAGCGAGGCAUCGAGGUGGUGCAAGUUGUUGACUAUCACGCCGUGGCGAGACGAUCGAGGGCCGUGGAGGAGGUGGCUGUCAAGGCGGCAGAACUGUCAAUCCAAUACGGCACGGCGCUGAUUGAGGGCAUUCUCGGAUGGCGAGGUAUCGGAGAGGUGGACGCUCAGUCUAGAAGGGUGGCCGCACAGGCGUUGGGUGCCCUCGUUGCUGAACGAGCUGCCGCGGAAGGCGUGGACGUCUUGUCUUCUCUCACGCAUUCGGUGGACCUGGUCAUGAAACGGAUAACUUUGCUGGCUAAACGGCAAGUGGAGGAGAGACACGGACUACUGCUUUGCCUCGCCUCCGUCGUAGACAGAAUUGGAGCGUCUAUCCAACACAGCCGAGAGCCGAGUGAGGCUGAACCAUUGUUGAUUCGCAAGCUCGUGGCAUUCGUGUCUGACGCUCUUGAGGACUGUCGCGUUACCGAGUACCGCAAACCGGAGCUCGUCGCGGAGGGCGUCAGCCGCCUGGUUGUUUCAUCGAUGCCGAUACUCCAGCUGGCCGUCUUUGACCAGCGGGCCGAACUGACGCCACUGCAAACCGGACAGCAUUCUUCAUCGCCGGCUCAACCGAAAAGCUUCCUCACCGCUACUUCUCAACGACGGGUAAGCCCGAGCAACCUGUCGAGAUACAACGUAGAUGGGCUGCUCACUUCAUUGCGGGAGGUUAUCCCGUCGUGGUUGAGCCGGAACGAGCCGGAAACCGUCCAACUGUCGUCCACAGCAGCAAUAGCCCUGGCCGUGUUCUCAACCAGCCAAGAUCGGGAAACCAUGCUUCAGGGUUGGGCCACGACGGUGGGGGCCAAGCCCACGUCUCGAGCGUUGACGACUGGUAAAGGGUAUUUCCACGCUUUGGCAAUGGCACAGCCCGUGGCGGCCGAGCAGGAUCACGGCGCGGACGAGCGGGACGUGGCCUCGCAGGCAUUGCUAAGUCGGUGGGGAAAGGACGACAAUGUCGACACCAGAGUCACCAUCCUGCAAAGCCUGAUCCGCAGCAGUCUGCUCCAAGCGCACACCGACAGGUUUCUCAGCCUUCUUGUCGAGGGCUUAAACGACUACACCACAAAUGCAAGAGGCGAUGUUGGCUCACACGUCCGCGUACAGGCGUUGCGAGCGGUCCGCAGUCUGUUUGCAUCACCGACGCGCCCGGAGCGUCUGCAAAGCGCCAUCAAGAAGCUCAUUCCCAGCAUUCUACGUCUAUCGGCCGAGAAGCUCGACCGCGUCCGUUUGGAGGCGCAAGCCGUGGUUGGAGCGAUGAUGAAAGCCGGGGACGCCGAGCGAUUCCGAACUCUGACCCUGUCAAGCACGGAGUAUUUCGAGGCCCUGCUGGGCCUUGUUGCCUCCGGAUCCUCCUCGCGCACGGUACUCGGGUUUCAAGAAGGAGACGAGGACGAGUGGAUGGGGGAGCUGAUGGCCGGCUUCGUUACGUCGGCCGACACGGGCAACGAUGACUUGGUGGUUGCGAGCCGCACGGCGCUGACGCGGUUUUGCGAGUCGUCCCGGGAGCACCUGGAGCUGGUUUGCGCUUCGCUGGUGCAGAAUCUGCGGACACGUCGCGCAGACGACCGCGUGGCAGUGCCCACGCUGGAAAUCAUUGCCUUUCUGUUCCACGUGGGCCUGCUGCAGGCCAGCGAGAGCACCGACCUGGCGGACCUGUGCGAGUGCACGCGGAGGGCAGGGUACAAGACGGGCAGCGUCCGAAAGCUGGUGGCCUGCGUCAAGGUCUACGGGGCGAUUGCGACGACAACAAGAGUCGAGCAGGCGCGCGGCGCCGAGGCCGGGAGGGCCGGGAGGCAGCAGGCGAGGAAGCGCCUCGGCGCGCUCCUGUCUCACCCUUGGCCGAGGGUUCGCAGCGCCGUUGUGGACGAGAUGUGGGGGUUGUCGGGAUUUGGGGAAGAGGGCGAUGCGCAACUGACCAGCGUCGACUGGUCCGCCGCAGGAAAGGAGCAGAUUCGGGCCACGGUGUACGCGUUGGGCAUGGAGUAG